Messenger RNA from Ictalurus punctatus (channel catfish), 8666 nucleotides. RefSeq names its product argonaute RISC catalytic component 3b (gene ago3b). Gene Ontology annotation, biological process: regulation of stem cell proliferation; regulatory ncRNA-mediated gene silencing. Gene Ontology annotation, molecular function: protein binding; RNA binding. NCBI's taxonomy places the organism in Eukaryota, Metazoa, Chordata, Actinopteri, Siluriformes, Ictaluridae. The transcript has 19 exons. Bases 580 to 3183 code for a protein of 867 amino acids. The record is from RefSeq and is a predicted model, not a curated record.
CGUUUGGGUCCAACUGUCCGUAGUGAGAUGGUAAACCGGUAACAGGACUUAAGGGACUCGGAGUGAGAACCCGGUCGGUAGAAAAAAAAUUUUGGUCCAAUAAUUUGAAGUUUUUAGACAUAGACACAUAUUUAUUAUUUUAGCUGUCGGAAACGACCGGUGCAUUUCACCGCAGCGGUGGUGCUGGUAGCUAGUAGCAGAAAAAAGGAAAGAAACCGACACUGGGGAGAGUUUUAGGAGGAUUCGUCUGACUUGUCAUCUGGGAGCAAUUAGUUCCAGCGCCGAGAAAAACCCGAAAGGUUAGUGUGGAUCGACUGGCAGGAGGACACAGUGCUGCUGAACCGCAUGAACCCGAGGCCAAGCUGACCCUCAACCAGAGAGCGAGCGAGCGAGAGAGAGAGAGAGAGAGAGAGAGAGAGAGAGAGAGAGAGAGAGAGAGAGAGAGAGAGAGAGAGAGAGAGAGAAGGAAGAAGAAGAAGAAGAAGAAGAAGUUAACCUGGCCUAAAUCUGGAAGAACAAACCUAACCGCAGUCCCCUAAACCUCCAGAAGCCGGUAGAAACCGGGCACAGACCUCAUGAAUGGAAAUCGGCACUACAGGAGCCGUUGGGGCUGCGCCCCUGUUCUCCGUACCGCGCAGACCUGGCUAUGGCACCAUGGGCAAGCCCAUCAAGCUGCUGGCCAACUGUUUUCAGGUGGACAUCCCAAAGAUGGAUGUCUACCUGUAUGACGUGGACAUCAAGCCAGAGAGAUGUCCACGCCGUGUCAACAGGGAGGUUGUGGACUCCAUGGUGCAGCAUUUUAAAGUGACCAUCUUUGGAGAUAGAAAGCCGGUCUAUGACGGCAAGAAGAGCCUGUACACAGCACAGCCGCUACCAGUUGCCACAGGAGGAGUAGACCUAGAUGUGACCUUGCCUGGAGAAGGAGGUAAGGAUCGGCCCUUUAAAGUCUCGAUCAAGUUUGUGUCGCUGGUCAGCUGGCACAUGCUGCAUGAGGUGCUGACUGGGCGGAGUAUUCCCGAGCCUCUGGAGUUGGACAAGCCAAUCAGCACCAACCCUGUGCACGCUGUAGACGUGGUGCUGCGCCACCUGCCCUCCAUGAGGUACACACCAGUAGGCCGGUCCUUCUUCUCUUCUCCUGAAGGUUAUGAUCAUCCACUGGGUGGGGGCAGGGAGGUGUGGUUUGGCUUCCACCAAUCAGUGAGGCCGGCUAUGUGGAAGAUGAUGCUGAACAUAGACGUGUCUGCUACGGCGUUCUACAAAGCCCAGCCGGUGAUCCAGUUUAUGUGUGAGGUUCUGGACAUCCAUAACAUUGAUGAGCAGCCACGCCCUUUGACAGACUCGCACAGGGUAAAAUUCACCAAAGAAAUCAAAGGUCUGAAGGUGGAGGUAACACACUGCGGCACCAUGAGGCGAAAGUACAGGGUGUGUAAUGUCACCCGCCGGCCUGCCAGCCACCAAACGUUUCCGCUGCAACUGGAGAACGGACAGACUGUGGAGAGAACAGUGGCGCAGUACUUCCGUGAGAAAUACAACCUGCAGCUCAAAUAUCCCCACUUGCCCUGCCUGCAGGUGGGCCAGGAGCAGAAACACACAUAUCUGCCCCUAGAGGUGUGUAAUAUCGUAGCUGGGCAGCGCUGCAUUAAGAAACUGACAGAUAACCAAACUUCCACCAUGAUUAAAGCCACAGCUCGAUCAGCACCGGACAGGCAGGAGGAGAUCAGCCGACUGGUGCGCAGUGCAAACUAUGAGGCUGACCCAUUUGUUCAGGAGUUCCAGUUCCGCGUGAGGGAUGAGAUGGCCGAGGUGACCGGCCGCGUAUUGCCUGCCCCCAUGCUGCAGUACGGCGGCAGGGUGAGCUCUGAACACUUCCUGAAUCGCACUGUGGCCACUCCAAGCCAUGGUGUAUGGGAUAUGAGAGGGAAGCAGUUCCACACUGGUGUAGAAAUUAAAAUCUGGGCCAUCGCCUGCUUUGCCACCCAGAGACAGUGCCGAGAGGAAAUCCUCAAAAGCUUUACCGAUCAGCUGCGUAAGAUUUCAAAAGAUGCCGGGAUGCCUAUUCAGGGCCAGCCGUGCUUCUGCAAGUACGCUCAGGGAGCAGACAGUGUAGAGCCUAUGUUCAGACACUUAAAAAACACUUAUGCUGGCCUGCAGCUCAUCAUCGUUAUCCUGCCUGGAAAAACGCCUGUUUAUGCGGAGGUGAAGCGUGUUGGAGACACUCUUCUUGGAAUGGCCACUCAGUGUGUGCAGGUGAAGAACGUGGUGAAGACGUCACCACAGACGCUCUCCAACCUCUGCCUCAAGAUCAACGUCAAGCUAGGUGGCAUCAACAACAUCCUGGUUCCUCAUCAACGUCCGUCCGUCUUCCAGCAGCCAGUCAUUUUCCUAGGUGCUGAUGUCACUCAUCCACCUGCAGGAGAUGGCAAGAAGCCCUCCAUCGCUGCUGUGGUGGGCAGCAUGGACGCCCACCCGAGCCGCUACUGUGCCACGGUGCGUGUGCAGAGGCCCAGGCAGGAGGUCAUCCAGGACCUGGCCUCCAUGGUCCGAGAGCUGCUCAUCCAGUUCUACAAAUCCACACGCUACAAACCCACACGUCUCAUCUUUUACAGAGACGGAGUGUCCGAGGGACAGUUCCGACAGGUGCUGUAUUAUGAGCUGCUGGCCAUUCGGGAAGCCUGUAUAAGUCUGGAGAGAGAGUACCAACCAGGCAUCACGUAUAUCGUUGUGCAAAAGCGCCACCACACACGCCUUUUCUGCGCUGACCGUAACGAGAGGGUCGGACGGAGUGGGAACAUUCCUGCCGGCACCACAGUCGACACAGACAUCACCCACCCCUACGAGUUUGACUUUUACCUCUGCAGUCAUGCUGGAAUACAGGGUACGAGCCGGCCCUCACACUACCAUGUGCUGUGGGAUGAUAACUGCUUCACAGCCGACGAGUUCCAGCUGCUCACCUACCAGCUGUGUCACACGUAUGUACGCUGCACACGCUCCGUCUCCAUCCCAGCGCCUGCCUACUAUGCCCACCUAGUGGCCUUCCGUGCUCGUUACCACCUGGUCGACAAGGAGCAUGACAGUGCGGAGGGCAGUCAUGUGUCAGGACAGAGUAAUGGUCGUGACCCCCAAGCUUUGGCCAAAGCUGUGCAGAUUCACCACGACACUCUGAGGACCAUGUACUUUGCCUAGCCCUCCUCCUCCUCAUCCGCACUCACCUGUCACUCAUAUGACAUCAUGCACUGAAACCUACUCCCCAGUCCCGGGCCGCUCUGCUGCUAAAACGAACCAAACGCAACUACAACAAAGGGGAGGGGUGGGAAUUAACACUGUUAUGCAAUAGAGUAGAAACAAACAAAAAAACAGCCAGGCUUUUCUAAGAGCCUACUUCUUUAAUUUUCUUGUGUAGAUCUGUGAGUCCCGACAAAGGUAUGGCAUACACUUGUACACUUAUUUAUUAGCAUCGAGUUUUUCUCUCUCUGUCUGUCUGUCUUUUUAACCACAUGAAGUUCUUUUUCAUUUUUGAUUGAAAAUCAAAGCUGAAAUUAGUGAAAUUGAUAUUAGAUCUAAAGGUCAAACAAUUUCACUGUCAUAAACGGAAGAGUGCAACACCUUCAUAGGGCGGUGUGAUAUUAAAGAACUGAUUGGUCCGUGCAACUGAUCAUGCAAUAACGUUACCAUGCUAUAAUUAAGCAAUAUCGCACCGAAUAUCAUACUGAUAUUCAGUACAGCAGCACGAUUGCAUGCGAGUGUGAUAUUGCUUUUACAAGAAAACUUUAUUAUCGAGUAACUGACAUUUCAGUCACAAUAUGGCCAAACAUUUUGGGGCUGUGGGGGUUUGUGGUGGUGUUUUCUUUUGUUCCCCUCCAUCAACAAAAAUAGUUCCCAAUGAAGCCACAGCUGGAUAAACAGUCCAUAGCAUAUGAGUGAAAUAUCCCAGUGCUGUUAUACUAAAUAUCAGCAUGCCGCUUGUCCAAUCAAAUUAGUGGACCGGAACUAACUGUUGUAUAAAUUUGGAUGAAGAUGGGUAAAGUGAUGCUAGGUCAUUGCCAGUGGACGCUGUGCUCUAUUCUAACUAACGAAACCAGUAAGAAUGUUCUGAUUUUAUAUUGGCGCAUAUUCAUCAAAGUAUCCUGUUUUGCUCAACAACUUGUAAAGAAGUUAUCGCAACAGAACGCAGCUUAAUAAUUCUCUUACUCUGAAAUACUUGAUACAGGAUAUUUUUGUCUCAGUCUCCAUUUCCACCAUUUGUGCACUUUUGUGUGUGUGUGUGUGUGUGUGUGUGUGUGUGUGUGUGUGUCUUAAGCAAGGUUCAGAAGUAACUUUAAUGAGUUACCCUAUGUCAUCAGUCCUUAUACUUGGACAUGUGCGUCAUUGUGCUGCCUGGAAAACAUCUCAGCCUUGUAUCCAUUCAUGAUUGUCCCUUGGUUUUUUUUCUCUCUCUCUCUUCCUCCCCUAUGUAAGCAAAGUGAUACAUUAGCCAAGAACUGCAGUUUUACCUAAAGUACAACCGUAGACAUCUGUUAAACCUGACCCAAGAGUAGAAAAUUUCUUGUGUGUGUGUGUGUGUGUGUGUGUGUGUGUGUGUGUGUGUGGUCGUCUUUACCAGGUACUGAAUGAGUAUGUUGCUUAAUACAGCAUUUUCCCAAUGAACUUCAGAUGCUUUGUAGAGAAGCUAGUGGUUUUAUUCACAUGGUUGCGAGUAUCUAUAUAGCUUAUAGUGUUGUUACUUUAUACACAUUACGGAGGGGUUAAACAUGUUGUGUGUUGUGGCUAAAGGGAUAAUUGUGUAUUCAAAGGGAUUCGAGACAAAGUGCCUGGAAACACUUUAAUGAGCAUCCGAAGGUUUUCAUGCUGUUAAACCCUCAUACUGCCGUUGUUUAAAAGCAGUGUUUUAGAAAUGACUUUAUUUUUGAAAACACAUGAACAAAGGAACUAAGAUUGGGAUGAGUAACCAGAUGAGACUACCCUGCUCUCCGAACAUUUUGGAGUCUUGAAACAAAUGAUGUUUCUUUCUUGCUUUCUCUCCUCCCGAAAGCACAUACUGCCACGCUGAUCUGUGCACAAAGGUUUUUCCAAAAGCGAUUCAGCUACAGGCCCUUCUGAUCUACUUUUUAAGAUUUUUUUUUGGAGGGGCCAAAAUUCUGACAGCGCCAAUCAAAGCUGGUAGGCACCAGAUCGCAUUAUGCAGCUCAUUGCAUGCUGUUCCCUGAAAAGUUGGAAGCAUGGAAUUGUCUAGAACGUCUCUGUAUGCUUUAGCAUUGCAAUUUCCCUGUGAACUAAGAAGCCCCAAAGCUGUUCCCGCAUGACAGUGCACAAAGCGAGCUCCAUGAAGACAUGCUGUGUUAAAGUUGGAAGAAGGUGGAAGAACUCGAGUGUCCUGCACAGAGUCCUGACCUCAACCCCACUGAACACCUUUGGGAUGAACAGGAACUGGAGCCUCCUCCACAUACCAACAUCAGCACCUGACCUCAACCUCACUAAUGCUCUUGUUCAUUUGUGAAUGAACACAAAUCGCCACAGCCACGCCCCAAAAUCUAGUGGAAAGCCUUCCCAGAUGAGAGAUGGUCUCACGUCCACUCCAUGUAGUGUAUCUGGUGUCUACUGGCUGUCAUACGGUUUUUGAUGAACAUGCAUAAAUCGGCCGAAUGUCCUUGCGGAUGUAAAUAAGCACUUUGGUUCUGUAGUAUGACACAACCAACACAUUAAUCUUGGCAGUUUUUUAUUUCUUUAAUUUAAUGUUGAGCUUUGGAAGAUGGUAAGCUUUUGCCUUUUUUAAGUAGCAUUUGCCACUUUUGAACAAGGUCUGAAUCUGCAGGUCUUACAGAUCUAAGCAGUGUGCCUCAGUAGAUCAUGAUCGCCAUCUGCAUGUUAUUUUUUUGUUUGUUUGUUUUUGUUGUUCUCUGGACCCUUUACAGGUUGAGGGCUGUUUACUACUUGACCUCUUUUGUCCUUAAGCAUUGGCUUUGUCCACUGCGUCUUUAUCCUCAAAGCCACAUACAGAUGCAAACCAGUGUAGCUGCUAAACCCUUGUUAUACUACACACAGAUCUGUGUCGGUACAAAGAGUGUGCGAGGAAUGAUGACAAUAUUACUGCACUUAAUUGUUUGAAAUGACUCCAUAUUCUCAACUGGGGCUCUUCGCCCAGGUGCUAAGAAGUGCGGUGCUGUAAUUUGGGGAAUUGGAAAGCCUUGUCCACCAUUCCCUGUUAUUAUUACACAGCUUGCCAUGUUCUUUUCACUUUCACCAUACAUAGAGUGUUUUGAAAGUCGCACGCUCAGUCUUAGAUGCAGGUUCGUCGCUUGAAAGCCUUAUAGAGGUUGGGAUAUUGCAUCGAGAACAGUUUUAGCAAGUUACUUUAGUUGGUAAAUGCUUGCUGAAUGGUCAACAAAACAAAUUGCAUCCAAGAGCCAGAUGUUCAAAACCCUUUAGUUCACAUCUGAAGAACAGAUUGGAUGAGUCCACAAUCAAUCGAAAAAGUUUACAUCACAAUUAUCCAACCAUGUAUAGAAUGGGUUACCUAAAGCUGUUUGAUUAUUGGUUGCAUUCUGGUACAAGUGUUGGUUUUAUUAUUGUUUAUUGGGAAUAUAAUUCAUAAACAUGAAGUAUUUUACUGUAAAAUUUAAUCAUCAGUUUUCUUGUAACGGAUAGUUUAACAAGAAGUUAAUCUUCCAUUGUUUUCUUAGUUAAGGACUUAAAUAAAAACCAUCUCAGUCAGAGCUCAGAGGAAUUGUAGUUUUAAUGUUUAAACGUGUUAAAAUGUCUCCAAGUUCCAAAAACCGAUGAGAUGGGCUUUGAACAGCUGACUGCUCAGUAUAAAUUCAGUUUUAAGUUUGCAAAUCCCUUGAAACCUGUAGGUUCAUGAGGUAACUGUGACAUUUGUGAAAUGUGACAAGACCGUAACACCAUUAAGAGCUUAUUCAGCCAAUCUUGCCUUAAUAUGGAAGCACAUCGUGUAUUUGGCUGAUUUCGAUGACUUCAGUGCGUGGCACUGUGAAAUCUCCCCUCCGUUUGAACGUACUGGUACUUCUCUGGCACUACCAGCAUUUGAUUUGAUUUUACUUGAAAAAUGAGUUUGAUGAAUAUGGCAUGUAAUGAAUCCUGUGCAUGUUGGGGUACAUCAUUCUGUAGUACACACGUUUUAUCUUCUCAAGUUGCCACGGAUAUAGUUGCUAGGGUAAACGAGGCAUUUCAUGUGAGGGUGGAGAGGUUGGGUACAAACUGUGAUGUAAUAAGCCCCACCCCUCCUCUCCUCUCCGUGCUGGACUAUAGAUAUAGAUGCCUUGGCUCAAAAGCAUUUUUAAUUCAGAGCAGAGGUAUAUUUGUAUAUUUAAAGAAUGAAUCUGUGUAAUGCACACCACUUAUUUUUGCUAACAAAAGUCUAUGAGAGAUACAAGAAUAUAAAAUAACAUCAAUAUUAAACGAUGAGUGUCUAACAAUAAUCAGUUAAAAUGCAAUAGACUGUUGACCUCCAGGUUUAUUUACUCCUUUAAAAUGCUGUUGUUCUUGUUGUUUUUUGUCAUGUCAUUCUAUGGUAUUGGUGUAGUUUUAAGUGGCUAUUGACAUUCUUUCUUUUAUAUAACUUCUCUUUUUUUUUUCUUCUUUUUUUUUUUUCUUUUCAACUUAACUAUGAACAGACUUAUAAACCUACCCUUUAAAGGUCCAUCCUAACAAAAUGGAGAUUAAAGCAGAUUUGUGGAAUUUAUGUAAUGUUUUAUCCACUAUAAUGAAUGAUUUGAACUAAACUCUAACAUUAUUAUUAUUAUUAUUAUUAUUAUUAUUAUUAUUAUUAUUAUUUUCCACAUAGAGGUAAAGAGUCGCUAUAAAAGGAGACUUGUCUGUGGAAUGUGCCUUUCUUGAUGGUGCUGAUCUUAAACUAGUAAACAAAGGACAAAAAAAAAAAGAGUAGUUUUGAAAUGCUCAAAGGGCACAAGCAUUUGUCGACGUUGAAGCCGAGUAUAUACUGAUUCAUGAUAUACUGUAUAAUGUGUGUAUUUGUUUUUAAAGAAAUGUAUGUGUAACUGUCAUUUUAUUUGCCAAGAACACAUCCAUAUCUGAGAUCAUGUCAGGACCAAACUUUCCACAAGGGUGUUUUUUGGUGAUUGGGGCACAUGGCAUGGCAUAAACAACUGCUUGCACUAGCCAGGCUGCGACUGAAGACCUCCAAGAUCUAGCUCUUUUUCUUUUCUUUUCUUUUCUUUUCUUUUCUUUUCAAACAGCAAUUAUAUAAGGAGGUUUUGAAUGAUGUUUAAUUGACUUCAGUCUCUAAUCCAAACUAUCUUGCUCAGUCUUCAUUUGGAGCUGCUGACAAUUCCUGUAUCAGCGAUCUAUAAAUUUAGCAUCUAUUCUGUAUAUUUUUCAGCAGAUAAACUAGAGUCGCUAAAACUUUGGUCAGUGCUCAAGCUCUGUAAUGCCAUGUCAGUUCCUUCCUUAUGAUGAAGGGAUUCCAUGGAAAAAAUAAAAGAAAAAAAUCAUUGAUUUGUGCUUUGGUUACAGUACAUAAUGCAUUAUGCUUUCGCUUGUCUGAUAAUGGAUCUGUCUGGUUUUCGAAAUACACUUUCGGAGGGUCUUACCGUCUGAUUCUGGGCUUUCAUUGAGCCUUUUUGUUUAGUUUAGUUGUUUUAUUGUCCUAUUUAAUUGUUAAUAUUUUAAUUAAAUAUAUAUAUAUGUGCGUG